UUGGCAUAAGGUCCCGGGACAGCCAAUCUGGAAGGCUGAGCCGCUGCGAAGGUGAGGGCUGCUGCGCAGCCGAGCAUUUGCAGUGACAUUUUCAGUGUGCUCUAUGGACCAUGUACUGCUUUGGAUGCCUGAAGUACUUGACCUGCAGUUUGGGAGGACUCAGCCAUCUCCAUGCUGGGCUGGAUUAAGUGCCUGAUGAGGAUGUGGCUUCAGCGAGUUGGGGUCAGCAUGCAGUCGCUUACCAGCCAUGCAACGGAAUGGAGUCCUACACACUCAGGAGAGGAUGUGGUGGCAUCGUUUGCUGAUGUUGGAUGGGUAGCCACCGAAGAAGGAGAGUGCUCAACAAGACUCAGGGCAGAGGUCAGGUCCAAGCCUCCUCAUGAGGAUGACCCUCCUUGCUUUGAGAAGCCCCCAAGCAGGCACAUUUCCUUACCAAACCUGUCUCAAGAUAAGCCUUCUUCUCCAAAGAUGACACUGGCCAGUGAGGAGGCCUUGCAGAAGAUCUCUGCACUUGAGAAUGAGCUUGCUGCCCUUAGAGCUCAGAUUGCCAAGAUUGUGACCCUGCAGGAGCAACAGAGUCCAACUGCAGGUUGCUUAGAUUCUUCCACAUCUGUUACUGUAGCACCACCUCCUCCCCCUCCUCCUCCCCCUCCUCCACCUCCGUUGGUGCUCCACCAAAGUACGUCUGCUCUUGAUCUGAUUAAAGAAAGAAGAGAGCAAAGACUCAGUGCUGGAAAGACUUUGGCCAAGGGCCACCCAAAGCAGCCUGACAUGCCAAAUAUGCUCGAGAUCCUUAAAGACAUGAACAGUGUGAAGCUGCGGUCAGUCAAGAGGUCAGAGAAAGAUAUAAAACCUAGGCCAGUGGAUACUACUGACCCUGCUGCCCUCAUAGCAGAGGCUCUGAAAAAGAAGUUUGCAUAUCGGCAUCGACACAAUAGCCAAGGAGAAGCUGAAAGAGGAAUUCCAAAGCCAGAGUCGGAAGCCACCUCAGAGCCAGUCCUGUUUGGCCCACAUAUAUUGAAGUCUACAGGGAAAAUGAAGGCUUUAAUUGAAAAUGUUCCCGACUCCUAAUGGACAGUGAAUUCAGAAAGACUCCUGGUUCACCUGUUGGCUUGCAGAAAUCAGCAGUAUUUAGUAAAUUCCUGACUGUAGUGUUCAUUGGUCUCCUUCUUAGCCUAAUUAGAGGAGUAAGAAGUAGUGAAAGCACCAGAAGGUGGUGUGGCUCCUGAGAUGGUCAGUUCUGGAGCUCUCCUUAACACACAUGCACUAGGUGCAUUUUCAGUUCUUAACACUAAAAUGUGUGCAAAAGGUUUAUAUGCACACCAUCGGAUACGAAAAUAUGUAAAAGCUCACCAUGAAUGGCAUCAGAGAGGACACUGUUAUCUUCCUCUUCACUGAGAGUUUACUAGUCAGUGAUGAAGAGCUGGUAUACUGUUAUUACAGCACACUAUCGGAGCUGGGAACUCCUCGGACGUGAGUCUGUUCUCACUUUCUGUUUCCUGGAGCUGAGUUUACAUAAACAGCAGGAGAGGUUUACUGCUGAGUCUCUGUGUGAAUUUCUGUUAGAGGGAAGCAAGGACCAGGAAGGCCGUUUACACCUCAUUACCACCCAAUACUGGGAAGCAAAUGUACUUCUCAGGUAGUAACAAAUCAAAUUAUUGAAUUAAAUCAUUUCUUAAAUAAAAGCCAGAAUGUAUCAUCUUUCUUAUCAGUUUAAUAAGUGGCCUCAUAAAGAUGAUUUUUUGCUAAGUUAGCAAUUGUCUCAGUUAAGGUUACUAUCACUGUGAUGAAACACCAUGGCCAAAAGCAACUUGGGGGAGGAAAUGGUUUAUUUCACUCAAAGUACCAUAGAGCAGUUCAUUAUCACAGCAGUGAGGGCAGAAACUAAGCUGGGCAGGAUCCUGGAGCCAGGAGCUGAUGCAGAAGCCAUGGGGGCUGCUGCUUUUACUGGCUCGCUUCCUAUGGCUUGCUCAGCCUGCUUUCUUACAGAACCCAGGACUACCAGCCCAGGGUUGGCACUGCCCUCCC
This is a messenger RNA of Mus pahari (shrew mouse), 2028 nucleotides long. RefSeq names its product mitochondrial fission regulator 1 (gene Mtfr1). Bases 172 to 1071 code for a protein of 299 amino acids. Gene Ontology annotation, cellular component: mitochondrion. Gene Ontology annotation, biological process: mitochondrial fission; aerobic respiration. Lineage: Eukaryota; Metazoa; Chordata; Mammalia; Rodentia; Muridae. The transcript has 7 exons. The record is from RefSeq and is a predicted model, not a curated record.